Molecule: messenger RNA, 228 nt
Organism: Protopolystoma xenopodis
Lineage: Eukaryota; Metazoa; Platyhelminthes; Monogenea; Polystomatidea; Polystomatidae
Source: the annotation of a GenBank genome assembly
GGCAACUUCGGUGAUGUCUACCGUGGAGUUUACAACGGACAGGUUGUGGCAGUAAAACUAUGCCGGGCUGACUGGACCGAGGUAGACGGUCGACGCAAAUUCCUUCAAGGUGAGACGACAGCACUACAUUUUGCACAUCCGAACGUCGUCCGGCUUGUUGGUAUUGCGGUUCGCACACACCCUGUCAUGAUUGUCAUGGAGUAUGUCGCUGCAAUUUGGGAUUAUUAG